AUGAGUUUGACUAGUUGGAUUUCCUCCAUUAACCUCCUGUGGGCAGCGUGGGAGAUUCAGUUCCUGGUCGCCGCAAGCCUUGCCUGCAAGAUUGUUCUCACAAUAUUAGGCAGCCGGCGGAAAUAUAUGACGUCGAUUCCAGCUAGUUUCAUCAUCUGGGCCACAUAUUUGCUCCUUUCUUACUUUGCAACAAUCGCACUGGGCAAGCUUACUAUGGUCCGCAUCGACGAUCUUAAAAAUCCAGGUUACGAUGUGGUCUUGCAAGCGUUAUUGGCCCCAUUGCUUCUGAUGCAACUCGGGUAUGCAGAUCGCAUGACGGCCUAUGCGGUCGAAGAUGACAGGCUGGGAUUAAGACAAAUGCUGAAAAUCGGGGUUUCGGUGGUUAUCAUGUUUUGGAUCCUCUAUCGCUGUUGGGACGGCUCCUCCCCGAUCUCAAGACUGUAUUUCCCUUUGUCCGUGGUCGGAAUCAUAAAGCCAGUGGGUUGGGCCUGGGCUCUCCAAUCCGUGUCUAAUGAGAACUUGAGCGUGACCGCAGAGGACAUGUCCAAAGAAGCCGGCAUUAAGCAAGUGUUCGAAGCGCUCCCUGAGGACGAGAAGUUCGCGUCCACAAAGGACAUCUUGAAGGCCUACUAUCGGUUCCACUGCUUGAAGCCCCAUCUCAAGAACUGGCUAUACCACCCUCAGUUUAUAUCCCACGAAUCAAUGUCCAUUGAAGGUUACCCCGCCGACCGUGCUUUCACCAUGACCGAGAUUGAGCUGAACUUCAUGUUCGAUGCGCUUUACACUAAAGCUCCCUUUCUGUACACAAAACAUGGCCUCAUAGGCUGCUUUGUUGGCUUCUUCUGCUUGGUGUCUGCCUUGUGUGGAUUUGUCGUGAUCUUCAGGAAUGCCUUCUUGAUCGAUAUGUACAUCACCUAUACCUACGCAUUACUGAUGGCAGUCAUAUCUCUCGAGCUUUAUGAAAUCUCGAUGCUGGUGUUUUCAGAUUGGGCGGUGGCGAAGAUGAGUAAGAACCUUAAGAUGCCGCUCGUCCGAAGGCUCCUCCCAUUUCUAGCCAAUCAGUGCAUGAAGCAGAAAAGAUGGUCGAGGACAAUAGGGAAGUUCAAUUUGUUAGACCACCAAGUAUACAAAGAACGUCCGAAGCCCAUUGACACGGUACUCUGUUGGUUAGAGAAAUGGGAGAUCGUCAGGAGGUUACACUCCCGCCUCAGGAGGUUACACUCCCGCCCGGCCAUGCCCUCGUCCCUCAAGGCGCUGGUGGUUCAAAAGAUGGGGGAGAUAGAUAAGAAAAGAGACCUCCAGCCCUUCAAAAAAAGAGGCGAGUGGACGCUCGAGGCUCACGGCAUCCAAGAGAAAAAAGGACUGAGUGAUAGCAUUGCAACAGAAUUCGAUAAGAGCAUCAUUAUCUGGCACAUCGCAACCGAAGUCCUGCACACACUGGAACGUGAAAAGCCCGAUGCUUGUAGAGGAAGCAAACUCCUAUCGGAUUACAUGAUAUACCUCCUCGAUCUGUAUCCUUACACAUUGUCCCUCUCCACUGCCGACAUCAUCCUGGAGUACGCUCGUUGCACACUGAGGCCUUUCUUCAGGUACCAAGACCCUAAAGAACUAAUUAGCAUACUGUCGUCGCCAGAUGGGGAUGUCCCAGACCCUAUAAAACAGAGUAAGCCGACGUGGAUCACUCGUGAUUGGAACAUGUUGUUGAAGGUACAGAAGCUUGUGGUCGACUUGAGUACGAUGGACAACAAGUGGGAGCUGAUCAGUAGCAUCUGGGUGGAGAUGCUGUGUUACGCAGCAUACAACUGUCGAGUGUAUCACCAUGAGAACCUACUGACAGCAGGAGGUGAACUCAUCACUCAUGUGUGGCUUCUUUUGGCUCACAAGACCGACAAACACCAGUUGAGCCGUGACGAGCUUUCUGAAGACCCUGCCGCCUCCAACGAAUCUCCCUCCCCUGAAAAUGGUUCUUCUAGUUGCCUCAAGAGGACGUUCCGGCAGGCACAAGCUUAA
This is a messenger RNA of Eucalyptus grandis, 2010 nucleotides long. RefSeq lists its product as uncharacterized. Lineage: Eukaryota; Viridiplantae; Streptophyta; Magnoliopsida; Myrtales; Myrtaceae. The coding region runs from base 1 to 2010 and encodes 669 amino acids. The transcript has a single exon. The record is from RefSeq and is a predicted model, not a curated record.